Setaria italica (foxtail millet) is the source of this 1429-nucleotide messenger RNA. Its product is annotated as protein trichome birefringence-like 21. NCBI's taxonomy places the organism in Eukaryota, Viridiplantae, Streptophyta, Magnoliopsida, Poales, Poaceae. Bases 66 to 1352 code for a protein of 428 amino acids. The transcript is spliced from 3 exons. Gene Ontology annotation, cellular component: Golgi apparatus. Gene Ontology annotation, molecular function: O-acetyltransferase activity. The record is from RefSeq and is a predicted model, not a curated record.
CUGUUUCCUAAGCAAGAAAGCAUCCUCAUCUGCAUCUCCUUGCCACCUCGUGUACAACCUAGAUCAUGAAGCCCCACAAGAGCAACCCUUCUUCUCCUAAGCGCUCGGCCGCCAUUGUCACACCCAUCGUUGUCCUGCUGGUCCUUGCGCUUGUCUCGGUCUACGACAUGACCUUCUCUAAUCGUUACCCGCCCAUCGACCGGGUCGCGACCUCCUCCUCGUCGUCGUCGCUGCCAUCGCCGAUCAACAACCCCUCGUCUUCUGCGUCUCCGGCCACCACCGUGGAGUCCUGCGACCUCACACGGGGCCAAUGGGUGCCUGACGACGAGGCUCCAUACUACACGAACCUGACGUGCCCGUUCAUCGACGACCACCAGAACUGCAUGAAGUUCGGCAAGCCGAGCCUCGAGUUCAUGCGGUGGCGGUGGAGGCCCGACGGGUGCGACCUCCCCCGCUUCGACGCGGCGCGGUUCUUGGAUGCCAUGAGGGGCAAAUCCAUGGCCUUCGUCGGCGAUUCCCUCGCCAGGAACCACCUCAAGUCCUUGCUCUGCCUCUUGUCCAAGGAGGCACAUCCGGUGGAGGUCGGGACGUCGCCAGAGAUCGACGUGACGGGGAGGGCCGUCCGGCGAGACUACCGCUUCGGCGACCACGGCUUCACUAUCUCCCUCUUCUGGUCGCCGUUCCUGGUGAAGGCCAACCAGUCGAACGCGACGCUCGGGCAGUGGGACCUCCACCUCGACACGGUGGACAGCCGGUGGGCGGCGCACAUCGCCGACUUCGACUACAUCGUCCUGUCGGGCACCAACUGGUUCCUACGCCCGUCGCUGUACCGCGAGGGCGGGCGCGUCGUCGCGCGCAACAGCGCCGCCGCGGUCGCCGGGAACCUGACCGAGCUGCCCGGGCCCCGCGCCGUGCGCGCCGCGUUCCGCACGGCGCUGGGCGCCAUCGCGGCGCGCGAGGGGUUCCGCGGCAAGGUGGUCCUCCGGUCGGUGACCCCCGCGCACUUCGAGAACGGGGAGUGGAACACCGGCGGCGACUGCGUCCGCAUGCGCCCGUUCCGGCGCGGCGAGCGCGCAUUGGGCGCCGUCGAGGCCGAGUACCGCGGCGCACAGGUUGACGCGCUCAGGGAGACGGAGGCGGCGGUGCGGCGGAACGGCGGGGAGCUGCUGCUGCUGGACAUCACGGAGGCGAUGGACCUGCGGCCGGACGGGCACCCGAGCCGGUACGGCCACCCGCCCGGCGGCAGCGUGGAGGGGAGCUUCAUGGUGGACUGCCUGCACUGGUGCUUGCCGGGGCCGAUCGACCUGUGGAGCGAGCUGCUGCUCCAGCUGCUGAUCGCCCAUCCAUCAUGAGCAUUGAUCUUGGCGACGCAGAGUGCACCGAACGGAGAGAAAUUUGAUCGAUCUGUAAAUGGGUUAUGGAUGUUUGU